GACAGCAGCUUCCGGGCGGGGCGGGGCGCUGUGUUGCUAUAAGAGCUGCGGCACAGUCCCCACCGCUGUUCGUGCUGUGAGGUAACGCUGCUCUCUUUAGCUCCGGGCAGGGUGGCUCGGGGCUGGGAGCUCCCGCGGGCACGGAGCCGGGGGAGGGUGGUGGCCGCCGCAUUUGUUCCCUCUCUGGGGGCGGAAGAGCGAGCCUCGACUCCCCGGGACACCGGGCUGUCGGUAGGGAUACGGCUCUCUCUCAGCAGACGCUACCGCUUCCCGGAGAGUCGGGCACUGGGCCGACCCGCAGCGGAGAAAAGCCGAGGAUGGACCGCGACGGGCCGGACGCUGCUCGGCGGGAGGCAGAGGUGGAGCGCGGGCGCUACUUGGCGCGGCGGGCGGUGGCCCAGGAGCAGCUGGCGCAAAUAAAGGAGCACAAACAUCAGGCAGAUCUGGCCAAGCUAGAAGACAAAAGAGAAGGGGAACAAAUACAGUUAUCAAACCAAUUGUACCAACUGGAAAUUCAGAAAGACAGAGAAAAGGAAGAGAAAGAAAAAGUUGAACGCCGGAGGCAGCAUCACGAGUAUGUAUCUGAAAAGAAAACAAUUAAAGCUGAAGAGAAACAAAAAGAAGACAAUGAAGAUGAUCGGAUUGAGGCUUAUAUUAAAGAAAAAGAAAUGAUGGCUGAUCUGGCAAGAGAAAAAGUUGCUGAGACUAAUAGGGCAAUCCAGGUGCAUAAGGACAAAGCUCUUGAACAACUAACUGCGCAGAUAAAUGAGGCAUUUAAGGUUGAAGAUGAUCGUCUUGCUAGAGGAGCUGCAGCAGUAGAAGAUGAAUACCAAAUAAAAAUCAAAGAGAAAGAAGCAAAACAAAAGGCUGCCAUUGAAGCUAUUGCUGAACACAGAACCACCAUGAUGAAGAUGAAAGUAGAGAAGGAGAAAGAAGAAAAAGCAGAGGGUGAGAGAGAUCGUAAUCAGCAGAUGACAGCAGAUCACACCUACCUGGAAAAGGAAAAAGACAUGAAACAAAGACAACAUGAUGCCAGCAUGGAUGUACAGAAAUUUCAGAUCCAGCAAAUGGCUGAAAAGCAGGCAAAAAAACAGCAGGAAAAGCAAGAUGACUUGGACUACGAUGCUCAGAGAGAAGCUGCUUUCUGCAAGGAUCGAGCAUUUUGGAGAUAAAGAUGCUCCUUUUACUACUUCAAGCUUUUUUCAGCAAGCAGAAAGAAUGAAAACUUCUAUUAAAGCCUUUUGAUCACAGAAGCUGGAGCCUUGAGAAGCACUGACAACAGCAGACGUGGUGCUGAAACCUGCAGAGCUUGGUAACUCUCCAAAGGCACCCUCAAGUGCAUAUUUGCACGUGCUCACGACCAUGCAAUUGGUGAGUUAAAUGGGUUUUAGUCUACCUCUACAGAAGCAAGAACCAAGGUGGACUGCAGCCCGAUUUCCUGUUCUGCUUCAAGAAAUGCCCUGUUCUGCAGAUUAUGUAUGUCUGCAUUUGAAGUCUACAGCCUGCUUCCAUGGGGUUUAUACUCUUUUUAUUGUGAGCAUCUACAGAAAUAUCAAAAUCAACUACCAGAAAACAACUCUUCCUUUCAGUA
Messenger RNA from Pezoporus flaviventris, 1591 nucleotides. Its product is annotated as cilia- and flagella- associated protein 210-like. The transcript is spliced from 7 exons. The record is from RefSeq and is a predicted model, not a curated record. NCBI's taxonomy places the organism in Eukaryota, Metazoa, Chordata, Aves, Psittaciformes, Psittacidae. Bases 318 to 1172 code for a protein of 284 amino acids.